Molecule: messenger RNA, 615 nt
Organism: Chlorella variabilis
Lineage: Eukaryota; Viridiplantae; Chlorophyta; Trebouxiophyceae; Chlorellales; Chlorellaceae
Exons: 5
Coding region: 1-615 (204 amino acids)
Biological process (GO): photoreactive repair
Molecular function (GO): DNA binding; FAD binding
Source: RefSeq, a predicted model, not a curated record
AUGUUUGUGGCAGUGCGUGCGAGGGCUUGCACGGUGAAGGACGACAAUGCAGCGACUGCGCUGGCGCCUGGACUUCUAGACGCCGCCGUGGUGAAGGAGGAGCGCCGCAUAGCUUUUGCAGCAAAUGGCAGUGAAUUGCUGCUGGUCAACACGCUGUGUCGCCUGGACUGCCUGCCCUUCAGCCUGGACCAGCUGCCGCAGAACUUUGACAAGUUCAGGCAGCGGAUCGAGGGUGUGCAGCAGCGGCGAGGGCGGCAGCCCCAGGGCGGCGAGGGCGAGGCGUUGCGCCAGCUGCAGCGCUUUGUGGCGGCGGCGAGCGCCCUGGGCGCCGCCUACGGCUCCAACUUCUCCUCCAACAUCGCGCCCUGGCUGGCCACGGGCUGCCUGUCGCCGCGGCGCAUGCUGGAAGACGCGCGGCGCGCGCUGGCGGCCCCCACGGCAGCUGGUGCCACGCCGGCGGCCUCGCGCCAGCUGCAGGCGCCGCUGGACUGGGUGCGGUGUGAGCUCUACUGGCGCGACUUCUUCCGCCUCCUGUCCCGCAAGUACAGCUCCAUCUCAAGGGCCAGGCUGGGCAGCAGCAGCGCCACCGCCGCCGCAGCCGCCGUGGCCACUUGA